CAGGGACUGAGAAGUGAGAAAGCGACGCAGCGGGAGCGCUAGUGUAGUACUUCUGACUUCUACUUGGCUCUCUUUGGCCCUCUUCUCGGGCCUAUAGCUGCCUUUCUUAACCUUAAGCCGAACUUGGAAAGGCUCUGUCGGAUGAGGACUGAGGAAGUAGUGCCUGAAAUAGUUUUAAAGGCAGCUCUGUUUCGUUACAGCUGCCAAGCAGCUUAAUAAUUUUAUUACCUCCCGUGUAGUAAUGGCUUCAGAGGUGGCACCGAGGGUCGAUCCGACUGAGGCGGAGGAGCUUGCCCGGUCUCUGACUGAAGCCCUCAGCAGCGGGGACUCUGAAGAAGCAGCUAAACUGUGCCAGAGGCUGACUCAGCUCUCCGUCCCGGUGUCAGUCACCAUCAGCAGUCAGAUCUACCCCCAGGAAUCCAUAAGGUUGAAGGUUGGAGUGGAGGAUGGACAAUCAGAAGACAAUAUCCCUGUGAUUCUUGACGUUGCUACUGGCAUGACAAUCGCACAAUUAAAAGACAAGAUCAGCCAAGAUCUUGGGUUCCACCCACUGCUGCAGCGCUGGGUGAUUGGGAAGCGGCUAGCUCAGGACCAGGAAACAUUAUAUAGCCAUGGGAUUCGAAAUAGUGGAGACCAGGCUUUCCUGUUUAUCAGGUCUGCCCAUGCUGCUCAUCUCACACGGCAUCAGCACAACCUGGACCAGGAGCAACAACGUAUAGAUGGUAUCAUGGAGUCGAUGCAAUCACUGCAGCUGCUUCCCAGAGGUCUGGAAGGAGGUGGUGGUGAGAAGAUAGUUCCUCCUCCUCUUCCUCCUAGAGACCGAACUGCUACUGUACCCAAGCCUCCUGUGGCUCCUAAACCUCAGUUGGGAUGGGCCUGUUCAGUGUGUACGUAUCUGAACAAGCCAACACGUCCCGGCUGUGAGAUGUGCGGAGGGGAACGGCCAGCAGAAUACACUGUGCCUGACAUCUACCAGCCAGAUGAGGAGGAGAUUAAGAGGAUUCAGCAGGAAACACUUGCCAUGAUGCAGUACGAACAGGCUCAGCGGGAGGAACGAGAAGAGAACUAUUUGCACUUGUUGGCAACAGAAGAACAGAACCUUAUCCCAUAUGCCAACGAGGCAGAUUGUCCAAUUUGCUUCUGUAAUCUGCAGCCAGGAGAGGGCAUCGUGCUCAGAGAGUGUCUCCAUACCUUCUGCAGGGAGUGUCUAAAAGGGACAAUAGUAAACAGUCAAGAUGCUGAGGUGUCCUGUCCUGACAACUGUGACAGCAAAUUACUGGACCGAGAGAUCAAAGAGCUGCUCACGGAAGAGGAACACCAGCGGUUUCUGGAGUUGCGUCUGAGCAUUGCAGAGAGCCGCUCAGAGCACAGCUUCCACUGUCAGACUCCCAACUGUCGUGGGUGGUGCAUCUAUGAGGAUGAAGUCAAUGAAUUUCACUGUGAACUCUGCGACGAAACCAACUGCAUUCUCUGCAGGGCCAUCCACAAAGACAUGAAUUGCAAGGACUACCAGGAUGACCUGCGUGUAAGAGCAGAGAAUGAUGAAGCAGCUCAGAAAACUAAACAGAUGCUGGAGGUAAGUCAACUUUAA
Molecule: messenger RNA, 1591 nt
Organism: Neolamprologus brichardi
Lineage: Eukaryota; Metazoa; Chordata; Actinopteri; Cichliformes; Cichlidae
Source: RefSeq, a predicted model, not a curated record